This is a messenger RNA of Galdieria sulphuraria, 1255 nucleotides long. Its product is annotated as electron carrier/ oxidoreductase. The transcript has a single exon. The record is from RefSeq and is a predicted model, not a curated record. NCBI's taxonomy places the organism in Eukaryota, Rhodophyta, Bangiophyceae, Galdieriales, Galdieriaceae. Gene Ontology annotation, molecular function: oxidoreductase activity. Bases 165 to 1154 code for a protein of 329 amino acids.
AAGCAUUGUGCAGAGAUUGUCCAAAUGAUGAGCCACUUUUGUUGGGAUUUCCACAAUCACCUUGUCUCGAGGACUGUCCCUUCGUUUGCAGUUCGUGGUGCUUCUACCAUACCUCUCUUUAUACUUGAUUCCUUGUACAAGUUUAUUGUGUGUUGAAUAAUCCAAUGGUUCAUUUUGGCAAGGGUAGUAAACUGGUAUCAGAGUCCAAUAUUCCAGAACAAAAGGUGUUUGAUAACCAACCCUUCCCCUUGGUUCUCUCUCCAGGAACUGAAGCCUUGAAUAUUUCGGAAUGGGUCACUUGGAUACAUAAUAACGCAACUAAUAUUGAAAAAUUGUUAAACCAAUAUGGAGCUAUCCUAUUUAGAGAAUUUCCAGUUGAAAAUCCAGAACAGUUUGACAACAUGGUGGGAGCCUUUGGAUACGAGGAUUUUCCCUAUAUCGGAGGUGCAGCUCCACGUAAACAAGUUACUGCUCGAGUAUUUACUUCCAAUGAGGCUCCACCUUCGGAGCUGAUUCCUUUUCAUCACGAGAUGGCUCAAUCUUCAAAGUAUCCCAAGAAGUUGUUCUUUUAUUGUGACGUUGAACCACCUUGUGGAGGAGAGACACCUAUUUUGCUAUCCUAUCUAGUCUAUCAAGAAAUGAUGAAAAGAUGUCCUAACUUUGUUGCAGCAUUAGAACAAAAAGGUAUCAAGUAUACUAGAAUCAUGCCAGAAGAAGAUGACCCAUCUACUCCUAUUGGAAGAGGAUGGCGGUCUACUUAUGCUGUAAAGAGUCGUGAAGAGUUGGAACAGCGUUGUCAUCAACUUGGUUCGGAACUGGAAUGGCUUCAAGAUGGCUGUUUGAAAGUUACUACAAUAUUACCUGCCGUUCAACAUAACUCUCCUAUGGGAAAGCCAACAUGGUUCAACUCCAUGAUUGCUGCUUAUGAAGGCUGGAAAGACAAAAGAAAUGACCCAAAGAAAGCUGUUACAUUUGGAGAUGGAACUCCGUUGCCUUCAGAAGACUUGCAGAUUUGUUCCAAAGUGAUGCAUGAUAUUUGUGUUUCGUUUCGUUGGAAAAAAGGAGAUGUACUGAUGAUCAACAAUGAGUUGGUGAUGCAUGCGAGGAACUCGUUUGUUCCCCCUAGAAGAAUCUUAGCUUGUCUAGUGGCAUAGUUUAGCUAGCAUUAUUUUUCCUUUUUAAGAAGAGAUAAAUGUUAAAAGAAUAGUCGACGUUGUGUUUUUCAUUGUUCGAGGAGAGGGAGAUUCUUUCUGUU